Abrus precatorius (Indian licorice) is the source of this 687-nucleotide messenger RNA. Its product is annotated as V-type proton ATPase subunit E2. The record is from RefSeq and is a predicted model, not a curated record. Gene Ontology annotation, molecular function: proton-transporting ATPase activity, rotational mechanism. Gene Ontology annotation, biological process: proton transmembrane transport. Lineage: Eukaryota; Viridiplantae; Streptophyta; Magnoliopsida; Fabales; Fabaceae. Gene Ontology annotation, cellular component: proton-transporting two-sector ATPase complex, catalytic domain. The transcript is spliced from 6 exons. The coding region runs from base 1 to 687 and encodes 228 amino acids.
AUGAAGGACGCAGAUGUGUCAAGGCAGAUCCAGCAGAUGAUCAGGUUCAUCCGCCAAGAGGCUGAGGAGAAAGCUAAUGAAAUUGCUGUUGCCGCAGAGGAAGAAUUCAAUAUUGAGAAACUGCAAUUACUUGAAGCUGAAAAAAGAAAGAUCAGGCAAGAGUACGAACGAAAAGCCAAACAAAUUGACGUUCGUAGAAAGAUUGAAUACUCAAUGCAGCUGAAUGCAUCCCGAAUAAAAGUGCUUCAAGCACAAGAUGAGGCAGUGAAUUCUGUGAAGGAUGCUGCUAAAAAGGCGCUUUUACGCAUCUCAAGUGAUAAGAAAGUGUACAGAAAACUCCUGAAAGACAUGAUUGUUCAGGGUUUACUACGCUUGAGGGAACCAUCAGUGAUAUUAAGAUGCCGAGAGGGGGAUCGUAAGCUGGUUGAGUCACUGCUAGAGGAAGCCAAAAAAGAAUACUCGGAGAAAGCCACCGUGCAAGCCCCUAAGAUUACCUUUGAUGAUCGUGUUUACCUCCCACCGCCGCCUAAAAACGCCGCCGUGGAUUCCCAUGAACCUUUUUGCUCCGGAGGAAUAGUGUUGGCCUCGGAUGAUGGGAAGAUAGUGUUGGAGAACACCCUUGACGCGCGACUUGAUGUCAUUUUUCGACAGAAAUUGCCCGAGAUACGGAAGCGCUUGUUAGGUUGA